AUAUGGGUAGUAUGGAGGAACGAGACACAGUGUAGGGUGUUAGAAAGCAAUGGUUUCUACGUCCAUGGUUUAAUUUAUGGGAGAAGGCCUUCUCAGUUUACAUUUGUCUAUGGAUCGAACGAGGUUGUGGAAAGACAACAAGUAUAUCUAGAGCUUAAAGAGAAGAUUGAUGCAACGAUUCCUUGGAUGGUGGCAGGGGAUUUUAAUGCAAUUGUAGAUGGAACUGAAUCUUCUAACUCAGGUGGAUUGGGGGAAAGUGCCCAACAAUUCAAAGCAUGGAUAGAUGAUAUGAAAUUGAUAGAUCACAAGGUAAUGGGGCCAUGGUUUACCUGGUCAAACAAAUAGUCAGCAAAUCCAAUAGCUAAACGAUUGGAUCGUGUACUAGUCUCAGAAGGUUGGUUGGAGGCUUUUCCUAGAAGCUCAGUCAAGAUUCUGCUCCCGGGUCUAUCAGAUCAUUGCAGUUUCCUCAUUUACUUGGAUUCACAUACCCAAACUUUGCCUCGUCCGUUUAAGUACUUUCAUUUCUGGAAACUGCAUCCUGAGUAUGACAAUCUAGUGAAGAAGGGCUAGCUUUGCCCUAUAAUUGGCUCGGCUAUGGCUAGAAUGUAUCAGCGCUUACGGAAUAUUAAAGCUCGGUUGAAAAGACUAAACAGGGAGUGCUACUCAGAAAUACAUGAAAAGGUGAAACAAGCAAAGGUUGAACUUGCAAAAGCUCAAUCAGAAGUGAUGGAGCGCCCUGCCUCGUCUUUCUUUCAGGCUGAACAGAGGUGUAUGGUCCAGCUUCUGGAGCUUCAGCGUGUUGAGGAGUCCUUCCUAAAACAAAAGUCAAGACAACAAUGGCUCAAUGGUAGGGAUUCCAAUUCUAGGUUCUUUCAUAGUGUUGUCAAAACAAGACAGUCCAAGAAUACAAUCAAGCAGUUGGUCACUGAUUUAGGAGAGGUUUUGGAAGAUAUAAAGGAGAUUGUUAGAGAGGCACUGCAGUUCUAUAAGAAUCUUUUGGGGACUCAGAACAUGCAGCUGAAAAGAGUUACAGUGGAAACCUUAAGGCAACUACUGAAACUGCACUUGGGGGAUGUUAGUGGAGACAUGUCUUCUUUGGUUACAGUAGGAGAAAUUAAGAAGGUAGUGAUGAGCAUGAAAAAGGGAAAGGCCCCAGAACCAGAUGGAUAUCCAGCAGAAUUCUUUCAAGAACACUGGGAUCUGAUAGGGGCAGAAUUCACCAAGCUAUUCAAGAUUUCUUUGCAACUGGCACCAUGAGAAGGGAAGUUAACUGCACCAUCCUUGCCCUCAUUCCUAAGGUACAAAAUGCAAACUCAAUGAAGAAUUUCAGACCGGUUUCCUGCUGCAAUUUUGUUUAUAAAUGCAUAUCUAAGAUCCUAGCUGACAGACUUAAGCUAGUUUUGCCUGAGAUAAUAAGCCCCAAUCAAUCGGCUUUCAUUAGAGGGCGUUUGAUAACUGAUAAUAUUGUUCUUGCGAACGAAAUGGUGAAAUGGUAUAAGAGAAAGAACAUCUCCCCCAGAUGUGCUCUCAAGAUAGAUAUAAUGAAAGCUUUUGAUAGUGUUGACUGGGAUUAUCUGUGUUGUGUUAUGCUUGCUAUGGGGAUCCCAGCAAAGUUUGUUAAUUGGGUGCAAGGUUGCUCGAAUCUACUAGUUUUACUGUGUGUAUUAAUGGAAGGCUUACAUGACAGUUUCAAGCAAAGAAAGGGCUGAGGCAGGGGUGCCCUUUAUCCCCAUACUUGUUUGCCCUUAGCAUGGAAGUGUUAAUCUGUAUGCUAAAUAGGACAGCAGAUCGAAAAAUCCUACCUUACCACCCUCAGUGCAGUCGUAUCAGUCUCACACACUUGUGUUUUGCUGACGACUUACUGAUUUUCAAAAAGGGGUUAGUAGAGGGAUUAACAAUUGUAGGUGAAAUUCUUCAGAAGUUCUAUCUAGUGUCAGGAUUAAAGUGUAAUCCGAGCAAAAGAGAAAUCUUCAGUGCAGGGGUUUCAGAGGGGUUAAAGGAAGAGUUAGUGAGGAAUUUAGGGUUCAAGGAAGGAUAUUUGCCAUUAAAUGCUAGCAAGCUUUCGUCAGAGGAUUGCAAAGUGUUGAUUGAAAAAAUUAUAUGAAGGAUACUUGGAUGGCAGCCAAAACUAUUAACCUACGCGGGGCAGCUAGAGCUGGUCGUAUUAGUGUGGGCCAGUAUGACCCAGUACUGGAUGAAUGUCAUAUUACUACCUAAGAAAGUUAUAGAAGAAAUUGAAAAGCUAUGUUCCUAGUUCCUUUGGAGUGAUUUUGAGAAGAAGAAGAUCGCAAAAGUACAAUGGUAGAUAGUUGCUUUGCCUCGUGCAGAAGGAGGUAUGGGGUUUAAAGACUUGUAUUCCUGGAACAAAGCAUGUUUGGACAGGCAAUUUUGGGUACUACUUUCUGAUCAGGAAACAAUAUGGAUUGCAUGGGUAAAGGAGUACAGGCUCUGUAAUCUGAGCAUCUGGGAAGUUAAAACAAAAGGGUCAUGGGUAUGAAAUAAGAUCCUCAAGUUGCGUGAUAGCUUUGAGGGGAAACUUUGUAAAACGAAUAGAAGAGUGGGAUGGGAGGGAGAAUUGAUGACAAGGUUCCAGACCGUCAUAUAUGGCAGAGUAUUAGACCUCGAAGAACUCCUGUGGUGUGGUCCAAACUGUUUUGGAAAGGAGGCAUUCCAAAGAGCUCAGUCAUUGCUUGGAUGAUUUUGUUGGGGAAGAUUAACACUCUGGAUAAGAUAAUCAGUUGGAAUCCAGAGGUUUGCAACACUUGCCCGCUGUGUCAACAGCUUCCUGAGACAAGAGAUCAUAUUUUCUUUCAGUGUGUGUAUGUACAGGAAGUGUGGAGGUCUUCUUUUCCAGCAUCUUGGCAGGUUCCUCUACCUGCUACCCUGCAACAGGCUGUUGAAUUUGCGAUUCAGAAACUACAGAAGAGCUUAGCUGGGAGAGUCUUAUGGUGUCUAGUGCUGAGCGAACUAUGGCCGGAGAGAUGUCGCAGGUUGUAUGGGGGUAAUCAGUUGGCAGCUGUAGGUUUGGUUGCUAAGGUGCAGGGAGUUACGAGAGCGAAGGCUGUUGGUGAUCCAAAAUUCGCUAAAUCCCUGGAUGUCCAGCAAUUGCGAUAGCAAGGAGGAUCUAAAGGUGGUAGAAGGAAGCUGUAGGAUUUGCCUCUUGUACUUUGGUUUACAGAUUGUAUAGAUAAAAAAAUUGUGCUUAG
Molecule: messenger RNA, 3206 nt
Organism: Linum trigynum
Lineage: Eukaryota; Viridiplantae; Streptophyta; Magnoliopsida; Malpighiales; Linaceae
Source: the annotation of a GenBank genome assembly